AUGCCUGAGGGUCCUGAGGCCACUGCGACCCCUUCUCGCAAGCGACCUGCUCCCGACGAUACGGAUUCGCAUAAUGCGCAGCCUGCCUUAGCCAAGGACUCACUAGAUUCUCCUCAUAGCUCUGAUGCGCUUUCAACCCCCAAAUCUAUCGAGUCUCCUCGCGACAGCCCUGUAGCGCCCGACAAUGCUCCACCUAACCAGGCCUCACCCACUUCAGGCAACUCGAAGUCAACAGCAGUUGAGAAAGCGACCGCAUCCAGUGGUCCUACUCCAGCCAAGCGAAGAAAAUUUACUCCGGAAGAGAAAGAACAGCAACGUCUCGACAAGGAAGCCAAGUUGGAAGCCCGGGAGAAAUUGAAGGCUCAGAAGGAAGAAGAGGCCAAAAAGAAAAACGAACUGAAGGAGGAGAAGAAGCGUGCAAAGGAACAAGAGAAGGCGCAAAAGGAUGAGGAGCAGCGCAAGAAAGACGAGAAGAAGCGUGCGAAAGAGCAAGAGAAGGCGCAAAAGGAAGAAGAGCAACGUAAGAAAGAGAAGUCUCAAAUGAAACUCAACUCCUUCUUCACAAAGAAUGCUGCCGCCAGCUCGUCCUCGGAUAAUGCAGCAGCGACCUCGACAGUGGGCCACGUUGAUAGACGGAAGUCGGUAUCGCUAGAACCUAAAAGCCCGUCGGCAAGGCGCGCCACAACACCCCAGAACAAGCAACCAGUCUCGGAUUACGAGCGGACCUUCCUUCCUUUCGAACUUCCAUCACACGCGACACGCGCUCCCGACAACUAUUACUGGGCUGAUUGCAGCGACCGAGAGCUUGAAGAGGCACGGAAGAGAUUGGACAGCAUAGCAGGUGGCUCAAUUUCCGAAGAUGAAAGGCGAAGGGUCGAGCAGGCUCUCAAGGAAGGCAACUUCGCAGCUCUUGUUAGUUUACCUGCAGCGCUGCAAGGAAAGAGAGGCCAGAUGACGCCCGCAGUUCAAGAAGUAGUCGCACGGCUCCAAGGUUCGCAGGACGAACCUAUCGACUUAACGCAAGAGUCAUCAGAAGCCAAGGCCCAACAACCGCUCGAGUUGCUUAAGUCAAUCCCAAUUAAGUACCUGCACUUCGGUGAGGAUGUACGUCCUCCAUACUGCGGCACCUUCACGCGAGUUCAGUCAGAACAUCAGUCACGAAAAUUAGCACGCAAUCCCUUCUCUAGAACUCUUCCUGAGGCAAACUACGAAUACGAUUCUGAAGCGGAGUGGGAAGAACCUGAGGAGGGGGACGAUCUUGACCUUGAAGAUGAAGACGAUGCAGAGGAGGAAGGUGACGAUGAUCUCGAUGGCUUCUUGGACGACGAUGAUGAUCCGGUGCAGAACAGGCGCAAGCUCAUUACAGGUGAUCUCGAACCUAUCAGUACCGGCAUAUGCUGGGAAGACAGCAAAGGAGCCUUGCGCAGGGGAGAUGGUUCUGGUGCUCAGCACAACUUCGCAGACUACCGCAUGGGCAUAUUGCUUGAACCUUGCCCAACUUCUAUCGAUCCCUUCACUACGGCAUACUGGCAGACUGAGCCCACCUCCGCCCCCACAUCUGCUCCAAACUUGAACGGCGCCGGAAUGAUGCACCCUCCACGGCUUCCAUUGCAUUCUCGGCCUGAUGGCGUGAACGGCGCCAGCGUUGGUUUCCAGAAUCAGCUUAAGGUUACCCACACUACGCCUACAGUGCCAAAGCCUGCGAAGCGCACGAUACCUCCUGAGCUUAUGACGGAGUUCAAAGAUGCAAUCCGUGAUAGUGAUCUUACAAAGUUGGCUUUGAUCGAAGCCUUGAAGAAGAAGUUCCCAAAGAUCCCCAAAGACGCGAUCACCAAUACCCUGUCACUCGUUGCGGAACGGGUCGGACCAAAGAACACAGAAAAGCGUUGGACUAUUCGGGAGACUUGA
Aplosporella prunicola CBS 121167 is the source of this 1908-nucleotide messenger RNA. RefSeq lists its product as uncharacterized. Gene Ontology annotation, biological process: nucleosome assembly. Bases 1 to 1908 code for a protein of 635 amino acids. The record is from RefSeq and is a predicted model, not a curated record. The transcript is spliced from 4 exons. Gene Ontology annotation, cellular component: CAF-1 complex; nucleus. Lineage: Eukaryota; Fungi; Ascomycota; Dothideomycetes; Botryosphaeriales; Aplosporellaceae.